Messenger RNA from Rotaria sp. Silwood1, 717 nucleotides. The record is from the annotation of a GenBank genome assembly. Lineage: Eukaryota; Metazoa; Rotifera; Eurotatoria; Philodinida; Philodinidae.
AUGCAACGAAAAAAAAAUGUUACUUUGAAUCCCACCUCAAUAUUAAUUGAUUUUGAACAAUCUGCUAUUAAUGCAAUAAAUCAAGUAUUUCCAAGAACAGUUGUUAAAUGUUGCCAUUUUCAUUUUGCCAAAAAUAUUUGGAAGAAAGUGAAGAAGUAUGGUCUUACAAAAUUAUCUAAAGAACAAAAUAUUAGAAGACAAAUAGCCAACAUUAUUAGUUUACCUUUGGUGCCAACAAACGAAAUUAAUAACUUCAUGGAGCGUAUAAUUGAUGUAUUAUCUAAUAUUGAUUCGAAGUUUGAUAAAUUAACAGAUUAUGUAUUAAACACUUAUGUUGAAGAUGGUCGUUUUUCAUCUGUUUUAUGGAAUCAUUUUGAUUCCAUUGGUGAAAGAUCACGGACCAACAAUCAUCUUGAAGGCUGGGACAGACAGUUAAAUGCACGUAUUCGAGUACAUCCAGAUCUCUGGACAUGGUUCAACGAAAUUAAAUCGUCUAAAGAAUCAGUAAUGAUUCGUCACGAGCAAGAACAAGCUCAACAGCGUACAACAAGACCCAGAAAGGCAAUAGAUAUUCGCGACGAUGCAAAACUUAAAGCAGCAAAAUUAAAAUCUUUGCAAGAUCAAGAUUUUGAGUCAUAUGGAAAGGUAUUACGCAGCAUUUGUCAUCGCUACAUUGAUGUUCUAAUUCAUUCGAAAGAUAGUAGUGAUGAGGAGUAA